Messenger RNA from Sycon ciliatum, 2812 nucleotides. Its product is annotated as nose resistant to fluoxetine protein 6-like. Gene Ontology annotation, molecular function: acyltransferase activity, transferring groups other than amino-acyl groups. The record is from RefSeq and is a predicted model, not a curated record. The coding region runs from base 239 to 2443 and encodes 734 amino acids. The transcript is spliced from 15 exons. NCBI's taxonomy places the organism in Eukaryota, Metazoa, Porifera, Calcarea, Leucosolenida, Sycettidae.
CAGUGUCAUGUUUGAAUCUUCUUCAAAGCAAGUUAGUUUUGGCCUUGGAUGUCAAGUGUCAGUGUCUACUCGGCGCUCACCCUGUGCUUGUCGUUCAGUACUUAUAGAGAAUGGGUUCCGAUUCAUCCCUUUCUUUGCUUCGAGAGUGAGUUUCCUGACACGUCCUUCUCUAUGUAGCCUUUCUUUCUCGGGACGUUUCCUCUGAGGAAAGCUACCCUAGUUCAACUCCAACUCCAGCAUGAAGUUCUUAUUAUUGCUGUUUGGCGUGUGUUGGCUGCACACGACCGGAGCGUUUCUCGCGGAAAUGUUCCCGCGAGAUGGAAGAAAAUGGCCAUAUGGCCAGCCCAAAAAGCUUGAGUAUCGGAAUUUGGUGCCAGUUAGCUUGAGUGACGAUUGUUUGAAAGCUAUCAAUGAGUCUGCGUUCUUGCCAGGACUGAAACAUUUGAAUCACUCCAAGCUUGAUGUCAUGUUGGAUUCGGUGGGCAAGCCCGGCGCUGGUCUCCUCUCUCGCAACUUCCUCUGGUACGGCAGCUACCAGCAGUGCACAGAGCUCACCGGUACCAAGUACUGUCUGAAUACCAUGAUUGUCAAUGGAGAUAAUCUGGGAAUCAAGCCGACUAAGGCAGAAAUAGGAGUGUGUAUUCCAGAUAUCUGCAAUGAUGAUGAUGCCAUCAAUUUUCUUUGGUCUCUGGAGGCAGUUGUUCCCACUCGGUGGAAGAAGGCAUAUGCUGCACUGGAAGUGUACAUACUUGCUUUUGUCGAGAAAAAUGCUACAAACACUGUAUGUGAGACGGAACAGCCCCUGGAGAAACAUUCUAUAGCUGGUCUUGUUGUGUGUAGCUGCAUCAUCGUUCUCUUGUUGACCGGAUCUAUUGUCGACUGGUACAUGUCGCAGCCACUGCCUAUCCCAUCCUCGGCGGGUUGGAUGAAAGGAGGCCGCAACAUGUUUACCUCUCAGCGCACUGCCACACAAGCUCGCAACAUUAACGACGGCGACGAGACGGACCCACUGAUCCGUGCAUCACCGGCUAUGGGCCUUCUCAGCUCGCAAGUGCUCAGCUACCCAGACAGACAUCGGGAUACGUGGUACAGCCGUGCCCUGCGCUGCUUCUCGUUACAGCGCAAUGUGUUGUUUGUUCUUGACCCGAAGCACAACACCGGCACUGUCCCCUGUCUACACGGCAUACGUGUAUUCAGCAUGGCCUGGAUCAUCCUCGGCCAUACCUACUUAUGGCCACAGUUUGUAGGCUGCUCCAAUCUUCGAGAAAUGUCCAUAAUGACGUCGCAGAUUUCGUUUCAACUUGUGCUGAACAGUACAUUUGCUGUGGACUCCUUCUUCGUACUAAGUGGGAUGCUUGUGAUGUUCUGGACACUGAGGCGUGUGGGCAAUGAUGGCGGUACAUUCUCGGUUGUCAAGUUCUACGCUCACCGGUUCUUGAGGUUGACACCAGCCUACAUGUUUGUGUUGAUGGCGUGGACAACGCUGGCGCAGUACUGGGGUGAAGUACCCUCAUGGAAGAGUAACAUGGAAGAUCACCGCAUGUGUGAGCAGUACUGGUGGACUAACCUUCUCUACAUCAAUAACUUCUAUCCUCCACACUUGAAAGGAUCCUGCCUUGGCUGGACUUGGUACUUAGCUCUGGACAUGCAGUUCUACAUCAUCAGUCCACUGGUCAUCAUGGCUGCCUACAGGUUUGGUACUGUGGGCCUGUCUGUGACUGUUGCUAUUCUGAUGAGUGGCAGCCUGAUAGCCACCGGUCUCAUCGUACGGAUCUACAAUUUUAGAAUCGAUGGUUCCCAACUGCUCAUCAACGACAUCUUUACAGAUGAGUUUACGAACGGUGCAAUGGUAUCCACAGCUCGUGACUCGUAUCCGUCGAAAGUCUUUGACAAGCCCUACUGCCGCAUUGCACCCUAUCUUGUCGGUCUCUGUAUUGGUUUCCUGGUUCGACGACUUCCGUCAGUCAGCACAACUACCUUCUCAAAGGCUCCAGCAAGGUGGUUUGCUCUGCUUGGCUGGGCAGUUGCUCUUGUCUUGCUACUGGCUCCUGUGUAUGGCCUGUACGGGACGUAUCGCAGGGAAGAUCAGCUGUCCAGCUUGGCGACGAUCUUCUACUACACGUUCUCGCGGCUCUCCUGGGCGCUGGGUGUUGGAUGGCUGGUGCUGGCAUGCUUUGCCGGCUAUGGAGGGUACAUCAACAGUUUCUUCUCCCAUGGCAUCUGGCUACCGCUGAGUAGGUUGACGUUUGCGGCGUAUCUGACUCACCCGAUCAUGCUCUAUCUGCUGUUCCUCGGCCUGGAAGUUCCUGUCUACUAUACCAAUGUAUCCAUGGUUGCAUACUAUCUGGCAGCCUUAGUGGGAUCUUACACGGCCGCAUUCGUGCUUAGCGUCUGUGUGGAGAUACCGUUCGUUGAGCUGGAGAAACUGCUGGUCAGCAGGUAGCUGACUCGGCUGACGAUAUCCGAUGACCGCCUUGAUGUACCGCUAUAUUCUACUACCCUUGAGUGAAUACAGUCAAUCAUUUUCUUACUAUGUUUCAUACUGAUCUAGUCCAAUAGCUUUUUAGUCCCCGCAUUUUCUAGACUCUAGUUCCAUGCCACCUCAUAUUUCGCUCUCCCAAUCCAGUAUUCUCUCACAAAACACUAACAAACUUAGAUGUCUGCUCUAUACAACACAUGAUUUCCCAUUGCAGGCCACAGAGAUAUCCAUAACCACAAAACAUUCAGAACAACAAGGAUAGAGUCAAUACUUGAGAAGGAUUUAUGAUUUGUUUUGAAAAUUCUAAAAUUAUGAAGUGUAUUUUGUGUUUGA